Messenger RNA from Habropoda laboriosa, 1140 nucleotides. Its product is annotated as WD repeat domain phosphoinositide-interacting protein 3. NCBI's taxonomy places the organism in Eukaryota, Metazoa, Arthropoda, Insecta, Hymenoptera, Apidae. The record is from RefSeq and is a predicted model, not a curated record. Gene Ontology annotation, cellular component: phagophore assembly site membrane; cytosol; extrinsic component of membrane. The transcript is spliced from 6 exons. Gene Ontology annotation, biological process: protein lipidation; protein localization to phagophore assembly site; autophagy of mitochondrion. Gene Ontology annotation, molecular function: phosphatidylinositol-3-phosphate binding; protein binding; phosphatidylinositol-3,5-bisphosphate binding. The coding region runs from base 109 to 1140 and encodes 343 amino acids.
UUCGUAGUUAUGAAAAGUAUCUCGUGUUGCUUGCCGGCGAAGAUGCGAUAGAAUUCCACGCGUAAACGAUCGUUCAAGCGAAUGUUACGAUUAAAGAAGUGAUUUACGAUGAACCUAACCACGGGGAAUCCUCACGGGAACGGAUUGCUGUAUGCUGGUUUCAAUCAGGACCAAGGAUGUUUCGCUUGUGGUAUGGAAAAUGGCUACAGAGUAUAUAGUUGUGACCCUUUAAAAGAAAAGGCACGUCAUUUUAGUGAUGGAGGCCUUGGUUAUGUGGAAAUGUUAUUUAGAUGUAACUAUUUAGCAUUAGUUGGUAGUGGAGCAAAACCUAUGUACCCAACAAAUAAAGUUAUGAUAUGGGAUGACAUUGAAAAAUCUCCAACAAUCACUUUAGAGUUCAAUGCUCCCGUAAAGGGUGUUAAAUUGAGAAGAGAUAGAAUAGUAGUAAUUUUAGAAGGAGUUAUAAAAGUUUACACAUUUACACCAAAUCCUCAACAGAUUCAUGUCUUUGAGACUAAUCCAAAUCCCAGAGGCCUGUGUGUAUUAUGUCCAAAUAGUAGUAAUUCUUUACUUGCUUUUCCUGGUAGAAAAAAUGGACAAGUACAAGUAAUAGAUUUGGCUAACACAGAAAAGCAACCUUUAAAUAUUGAGGCACAUGAAACACCUUUAUCAUGUAUAGCUUUAAACUUACAAGGUACUAGAUUGGCUACUGCUUCGGAGAAAGGAACCUUGAUAAGAGUAUUUGAAAUACAGACUGGCAACAUGAUUAAUGAGUUAAGAAGAGGAGUUAAUCAUGCAAACAUUUAUUGCAUUAAUUUCAAUCAUGACUCAACUUGGUUAUGUGUGGCAAGUGAUCAUGGAACUGUGCACGUUUUCGCUGUAGAAGAUCAAAAAUUAAAUCGCCAAUCUAGCUUAGCAUCUGCUACUUUUCUGCCAAAAUAUUUUAGUUCAAGCUGGAGCUUUUGUAAAUUUCAAGUUCCAAGUGGUCCCCAAUGUAUGUGUGCAUUUGGAACUGACAACAAUAGUAUUAUAGUAAUAUGUGCAGAUGGUAGUUAUUAUAAAUUCGUGUUUAAUAAUAAAGGUGAAUGCACGAAAGACUUUUAUGCACAGUUCCUCGAAUUAACGGAUGAUAAAAUGUGA